AUGCCCAAGAUAAAUAAUGCACCAAAUAUAAACAACAAACCCGAUAAAAACACCAACACUCUACAGCCUGCUCGCCUAGCAGAAUCACAGAACUCAGGAAGAUUAAAUCUAGGCAGUAACACCCAUCCAAACACCAUGAACAGCUCCGGAAAUGACAAUUGGAAAACGCAAACAAGUAAAAGAAAUCUGUCAAGUUCUUCAUCCGGUUCUACUUCUUCCAAACCUUCUUCCUUACAAACUGCUCAACCAAAAACCAAAAAACUUUCCUUCUCAACACGUAAUCGCUACGAAUCACUUUCGAUACCUGAACCUACGGACACGGUUUUCGACCAGCCCACGCUGCCCGUUGAACCUAUCAUUGCGCCCUUCGUCAAACCACCUCCCCCGAUAUUUAUGAAAGGUAUCACAGACUACCCAAGCUUCUGCUCAACCUUAAUUGAGCUUAUUGGAUUUGACAAUUUUUUUUGCAAAGCCAGCGCCGACCGCUUAAAAAUACAGACCGCCAAUCCAGAUUCUUACAGACUUCUAAUUCACUAUUUAAAAGAACACAACGCUAAUUACCACACAUACCAACUUACCGAGGACAAGCCUACAAGAAUAGUUAUUCGCAAUCUCCACCCUACUACGCCAACUGAAAGAAUAAAAUCCGAACUCGAAACGCGACUCUUCGAAGUCUAG
Molecule: messenger RNA, 678 nt
Organism: Rhopalosiphum maidis (corn leaf aphid)
Lineage: Eukaryota; Metazoa; Arthropoda; Insecta; Hemiptera; Aphididae
Exons: 1
Coding region: 1-678 (225 amino acids)
Source: RefSeq, a predicted model, not a curated record